CAUUACAAAGGUCACAGAAUCGGUGCAAAGGCAGUACUUCCGGUCCAAGCUAGCAUUUGACUUUCGGAACGUCCCGAUAGAAAAACGCCUGCCAAAUUACUGAUUACAUAAACGUAUCGCUGGUGUCAGGGCAGUAUGGUGCUUCGGACCUUUCUUAGGAUCCCAACCGUCUGCAGGCGAGCUUUCUCCCUCCACGACAAGACGAAAAACGUUUUUCUGGUGAGAUGUUCAGAUCGCGCGCCCCUCCCACACCGAGCCGGCAUGUCCUCACACACGUACGACGUCCAGCCGUUUGCUGUCUAUCAGCUGAAAGUCAGACUACCACUCAGUGUUCACGUUUCUCCCUUAGACCCACUAGAACACCCAAACGCAGACAGAUUUGUAGUUGACGUGGAUCCUGAUGAGGGGGUGGAGGUAGUUGUGAAGAAUGAUGAGAAAACAGUGGAAGUCGUGAGGUCGGCAGAGGUUGGAGGAAAAUCAACAUGUCAUAUCAUGUCACCUAUUAAUUAUGAUGUAGAUGUUCAGGUGUCUGGAGCAGCAGAGGCCAGAGUACAGAACAUGGAAUGUCCCACAUGUGUUGUGAAGACAGAGGAAGGAGACUGUCAUCUUAAGAGUAUUAAGGGCAUGAGCUCACAGAUAGACACAGGAGGUGGGAGUGUGUAUGGAGAGGGCACCAUACUGGGGAAUGUGGAUGUUUCAACUCACUUGGAAGGGAGUGUGAAACUCGGCAAGCUCCAAGGGCAGACAAUGAGUGUUGCAACACAAGAUGGUACAAUAGAUAUAAAAGACAUCUAUGCAGAACUGUCAACAAUAACUUCAGAUUCAGGGAACAUCAACGUUGGAAGUAUUCAUGGUACGGGUGCUGUGGAGACUACAGAAGGAAAUAUGAGAUAUAUGCAUUAGUGUUCCCCAUGAGCUGGCCACUAGACUGGAACUCACAGGCAAACAGUUAGAGGUGGACUCAGAGCUGAGACUAGAGAACAUCCAGGACUCGUGGGAUGAAGAACUCGAGUGUAAGACUCUCAAAGGUUUGUUGAACUCUGGGAACUCGGCUGAACUCCGAGCUGUUGCCAAGGCAGGAAAAGUCAGUAUAAAGGCACAGAGCUGGCUGGACUCACUCAAACUCAGGAAUAAACUGGCUAUAAGCUAGUAUCUACUGUCCUCUAUAGUGAACUCUAAGGUUUGAUUGUGGUGUUUUAUUGUCCUUGAGUAUAUUAGAAGAAGUGAUGAAAAUUGAAAACAAAGAAUGAUGUGGAAAGCAACUUUGUCAUGUUGUAUACUGAAUAGUAUGAUAUGAAAAUAUAUUCAAUUCAAACAAACACAAAAGUUUGCACUCAAAAUUACCACAAUUUUUUUGAUCCACCAGUAGUAAUAAUAAAUACUAGACACUAAACCGCUUUACUAUUCUAUGAGCAGGUAUCAGUGUGAAUGAAAAGGUAGAUGCUGUAUAUCAUAUAGAGAUGUAAGAUCCAUGAUCAACUUCUGAAUGAAAAGGUAUGCUGUAACG
This is a messenger RNA of Branchiostoma floridae (Florida lancelet), 1507 nucleotides long. RefSeq names its product protein FAM185A-like. Lineage: Eukaryota; Metazoa; Chordata; Leptocardii; Amphioxiformes; Branchiostomatidae. The record is from RefSeq and is a predicted model, not a curated record.